Molecule: messenger RNA, 654 nt
Organism: Vespa mandarinia (Asian giant hornet)
Lineage: Eukaryota; Metazoa; Arthropoda; Insecta; Hymenoptera; Vespidae
Gene: CycD
Product: cyclin D
Source: RefSeq, a predicted model, not a curated record
AGAGUACAAGUUUUCGAUGUAUACGCCUAGCAUGAUAGCAGCUGCGAGCAUCGCAGCAGCACUUCAUGGACUCGAUUGGACUGGAAAGAGCGGUUUUGGAUUGCGGGGCCUUUUUGAUGAGCUUACUCGCAUCACGGCUAUUGAACAGGAUUAUUUACGAGGAUGUUUGGAACAGAUCGAAGAGAUGGUCACACAAGUACAAGGUGGUCACGUAAACGGCGAUGGUAAUGCUAAUGGUGAUGCCGGUGUCGAUGGACAUCAAGUAGUCUCAAUGAGUGUUUCUAGUGGACAACAAAGGCCAUUGGGGGAACAAACAACAUCACAGGAGAAGGUGAUCGAACAUGAGAAGGCAGGUACGCCAACUGACGUCAGGGAUGUUCAUUUCUGAACAAAAAGAACGACGACGACGACGAUAACAACACCACCAACAGCAUCAGCAGCAGCAGCAACAGCAACAGCAACAACAACAAUAACAGAUGCAAUAACAACAACAACAACAACAAUACCAACAACAGCAAUAACAACGACAUCAAUAACAACGACAUCAAUAACAAUAACAAUAACAGCAGCAACGAAGUUAGAUACGUUAUUAUUGAGACAUUAAAACGAAAAGACACUAUAGAAAAGGAAAAUAAAAGAAGAUUGAAAUAAUAA